This is a messenger RNA of Erythranthe guttata (spotted monkey flower), 646 nucleotides long. NCBI's taxonomy places the organism in Eukaryota, Viridiplantae, Streptophyta, Magnoliopsida, Lamiales, Phrymaceae. The record is from RefSeq and is a predicted model, not a curated record.
CAUAAAAUUGCAAUUGUCAGCAUUAUAUUGCAGUGAGCAGUAUCGGAUUAAAGUAAUCAACACAAUUUUCCUUUUUUGCUGGUAAGACAUCCUUAUUUGGUCUUCCCUGGAAGAAUUAUGCAUACAUUUUUGCCAUUGCAGUUAAGAGAACGUGGUGCCUGAUUGAGAAAAACGAUUGAAAAAACAAGAUUUACAAAGACAAUUGGGAGUUGAAAUGAUGCCGUGGAGAAAUACAAAUGAAGAUGCAUCUUCUGCUGGAAAUAUGCAGAUGAACGAACCCAACUUAAAGAGGAAUAGAAGCGAUUCAAACAAUUGCCAUCAAUGUCGCAGAAACGACAAAGGAAGAGUUGUAAGAUGCACUAAGUGCAAUAAAAAGGGUUACUGUAUUGCAUGCAUCACAAAAUGGUAUGCAGGGAUGCAUGAGACAAAUUUUGCUGAAGCCUGCCCCAGUUGUCGUAACAUUUGCAACUGUACAGCUUGCUUACAGUCUGAUGUGGCUACUCAAGAAUUGAUGAUCCCAGACCUUUGCAUUAGUGACAAGACUCAGUACUCAAAGUAUAUCAUUCGAGUACUUCUUCCUUUCUUGAAGAACUUUGUCGUUGAGCAUAAUAUGGAAAAAGAACACGAGGUCAGAAUUCAAGCUUAG